Messenger RNA from Chelonus insularis, 3121 nucleotides. Its product is annotated as DAZ-associated protein 2. The record is from RefSeq and is a predicted model, not a curated record. Lineage: Eukaryota; Metazoa; Arthropoda; Insecta; Hymenoptera; Braconidae. The transcript is spliced from 5 exons. Bases 212 to 745 code for a protein of 177 amino acids.
UUGUUAUCUAAAGUAAGAAUAUAGAGUAGUGUGAAUGAGUAUGCUGAACAGUGCUUAGAUUGUUUAGAGUGCGACAUCGAUUAUUUUUUGUGUUAUAACCGUCUCUAUAAAAAGAAAAUUGUAGGCGCAUCAAAGAAAAGUUUAUUAAUACGUGAUCUUUUAAAAGAUUUGAUAAUUCAUUAAGUAUUCGGGAGCAAAACUUUAAGCAAUAAUGACCGACAAGAAAGCAUAUCCUGUGGCUCCUCAUCCACCUACUGGUUUUGUUCCAGCACCAGCUCAACCUGCAACCUAUGGAGUUGCAGGAGCUACACCAUAUGGAGUAUUUCCAAAUCAACCCCAGCUUUAUGCAACGCAAGGACCACCUCCACCCGCGUAUGAUCAAACGUUGACACAUCCAAUGAUGUAUCAACCAAUGUAUGGACAAGGUUAUCCAGGAGGAUACUUAACUGGCUAUCCUGCAGCUUAUGGACCACUUCAGUAUUAUCCACCAUUGGCAGCGGCUGCUGCGUAUUAUCCUGCAGCUGCAAUGCAACCAGCACCAGUGAGACCAACUAUGCUGGUACCAAAUGGUUUUGAUGGCACGCGAUUUGAUGGUAUUUCACAACAAGUUCUACCACCACCUCCACCUGGAGUAGCCGCAAAUGCAGCACAAUUGGCAGCUAUGGCAGGUCACAGUGUUGCCCUUUCACAAAAAAAGAGCUCGUUCUUAGGAGGUGGAACAGAAGGCGGCUAUACAUUUUGGUAAAUUAGCAGGAUACCCUGUAAAAUUAACAGCUAAUGCAUAAAAAGCAAAAACCGUAAAAAGAAGAAAAAACAAAAAAAAAAUAAUUAACGUUAAGUGAUUUAGCCUCCAAAUUACUUAUCGUUAAAUCGUAACUUGUAAUUAUCUAUGUAGGCAAAUUUAUUUGAUAUUUAUAAUGAUGUAUCAUUGUCAAAAAUAAUGGAAUAACUUAUUUUAUAUAUUUUUUAAUGAAUUUCAAAACUAAUUCAUCAUGAUCAUCUAAUCAUUGGAAUAAUCAAAUCAAGUUAAAUUCUAUCAUGUCAAACCAAAUGCAUUUACAUAUAUAUUUUCAACGAAUUCCAGAACAUCGAACGAUAGUUUUUACAAAAUUUUUUGCUGCAUUUUUUCUAUAUUUUAACAAUAUAUUAAAAAUUAUUUAUUAUUUGACCUUAAAAAUAUACUUAUUGGAUACUUAUAAAUUAGUGAAAUAAUAAAUAAAAAUGAAGUAUUAAAUUUUUUUGCUUACAAAGAUAAUACAUUAACGGAGUUUUUAGUAAAUGAGGAAUUCCUCUAGGUGACUUAGGAGAAAUUAAGUCGCUGACAAGAAAAGUAAUUAAUAAUAAUAACGAAAAGAACUCGAUUGUACUAAUAAAGAAAGCGAAUUCAAAAAAAAAUCUUGAAUCUCUUACCAAAAUUUUGGGCUAUUCGCAAUAUUUUUUUGACGAUUUGCCCUGGAAAUUUCAGGAUGAAGGUUGUGAGUGUAAAACAAGAGUAAAAGAUCUUAAGAAAAAUAGAAUGAAAAAUAAAAAAAAAAUAAAAAUAAUAGGAGAAUGAAGAUGAUGAAAUAAGUAUACUCGACUUUUUCAACUCAGAAAUGAACGGGAAAUAAAUUUUGAUAAACAAAAAAAAAAUAAUAAUAAAACGAAACACCAUACAAAGUGAUCAUAGAGGCAAAUUAUAAAAUAAAAUAAUUAAAGUAAAUCUUUCAAUUUUUAAAUUAUCAUUUUGAUUAUUGAAUUGAACUAAUUCAUUCAAUUCCUCUGCUGAAGUAAGAGUUACAUGAAAAUAUAAAAGUAUAUUUUGGUGCCAAAUAACCGAAAAAGUACUCAAUUUUCCCGCUCGUUUCUCUCUUUACUAAUUGUGCUGUAUUUUUAUUUAUAUAAUUACAAGGAAACACGUAAAUAAAACAUCAAGUUGAUCACAAAAAAUAGUUGAGAAAAAUUAGUCAUUCCUUGAUUAAGUAACAAUUUUCUCAACUAUCACUAGGUAGGAAAGCUAAUGAUUCAAAUGAAAAUUGCUUAAAAUAUUUUGAAAUGCUUUGAAAGAAAGUAACAGAUAAAGUUUGAUAUAAUCAUUGAAUAAAAACAGAUAAACCACGUAAAGACACAUUAAAAGUAUUUAAAAAUUUAAGAUAAAUUUAUUUACGAGGUAUCAAAAUAUAUUUUAGCAAUUUUCUUAAUGAUCUAUUGAUAUUAGGUAAUGUUAAACGAAAAUGAUACCGAUUAUAAGGAAAAAAUCCUGGUGUUUUUUUCUUUUAUAAUCUUGAUUGAAAAAGCAAGAACAAAUAAAAUAUUAUUUAAAUAAUAUAUUGGAUCGAAUAAUUUAAAUUUCAUAUUACUACGAACUGAUAUUGAGGUGACUUUUAUUGACAAAGUUUCUAUAUGACGACAAUAUUUUUGUUAUUAUAGUUGAAUCAUAAAUCAAAUUUCAUUUCAAAAAUAUAUAAAACUCAAACGUGACCAGAUAAAUUUCCUUUAUUAUCUUGACAGGUGAAAAGGAAAUAGUUUAACUCUAGUCCAAUUUCAUUCAUAUACAUUAAUUAAUAAUAAUAUAUGAUAUAACUGAAUUUCAUAUACUUCACUCAACCGUUUCAUACAAAAAAUGGAUCAAUAGAACUUUUUCACAUUCUAUCAUUGUCGUGAUACGUAAAGAUGCAAUCAACGAAGGUUAUUUUAAUUUAUGAGCUUUGUCUGUUUUUAUAAUGAUUUAUUUAAGCGUCACGUUUGAGUGUUUGAUUUCUCUCCGAAAUAUACAUUGCUAAUUUUAUAGAUCGUUUAAGUUAUUUUUAUACAACUGAAAACUAAUUUUGAAUGAAAUACCAUAUUUUUUCCAUUUAAUAUUUUUUGUCAUCAAUUGAAGUGUGUGGUAAUGAAAGUUAAAAACAAGAAUUGCACGAAAAAAAAUAUCAAUUGGCUUUUUUUCGUAUCACAGUUAAAACAAAAGUAAAACCGUAAUAUUGAAAUGAAUAUUGGUUAACUUAUUUGAAUUAUGUGCAAUAAACUAUGAAUUAAAUUAUUGCAAUCCAAACAAAUUACUGUGGAAAAGUAUAAAUUGUAAAAAGUAAAUUGAUUCAUUUGUGGAUCUUACAGUGACCAAUUAAUAAAUACCAUGACGAUAAAA